AUGAGUUGGGUUUUUGCUUGGAUGGAUACCGGCGAUAAACGUUAUGCUGUAUAUGCCAUCAUUUACUUGGCUCCAUACUUAAGAAGUGUUAAUUGUUAUCGAUUGAUAUUGAGUAUUUCAUUCCUUUUUUUUAUCAAUAAAGACACACUUAUCAUGUCAUCUGAUGAAAGCUGGUUACCUAUCGCAAGCAUUCUUCUUUGCAUUCUUCACAUUCAGUUAGAAGCAAGCAUCAAGAAUGGAGAUCUUCAGGGAUUCCAAUUAUUUAAUGGAGCUUCAAGGAACAAAAUUCCAGAGAAAGAUGUGAGAAUCUCAGAACAGGGGAGAAGAAAAGAUGAACAAAAGUUACUUUCUUCAAACGAUGAAUCAAGAAAUAUGAUUAGUGGUUGGGGAAUUCCUAAAAAGCCUGCUCAAAAAGCUGAUCAUUUGGAUGAAGAGGGAGAUGAAGGGAAAAGGCAUUAG
Molecule: messenger RNA, 459 nt
Organism: Lactuca virosa
Lineage: Eukaryota; Viridiplantae; Streptophyta; Magnoliopsida; Asterales; Asteraceae
Source: the annotation of a GenBank genome assembly